UAUGUCUUCAAUUUAACUCAUUGAGUUCCGUACUUAAACUCAGUCAAACAUGAGUGCGAAACUUACCAUCUUAUUACUAUUUGUUUCUGUUGUUUUGGCAAAACAAACAUUAAUUCGGCUUCCGAAAGUCAACCCAGACGGAGGCAUUGCAAAACAAGGACGAAUCAUAGGUGGCAAUCCAGCCGCAGUUGGCGAGUACCCAUGGCAGGCUGCCAUCUACACUACUAAACCAGAUGGAAGAUACUUCUGUGGUGGAACUCUUCUCAACGACCAGUGGAUUCUGACAGCAGCCCAAUGUGCAUACGAAGCUACAUCGUUUACUAUACAGUUGGGAUCUAAUCAGCUCUCGGGAACAGAUCCCAAUCGUCUUACUGUAACUGCGUCGAAAUAUUUCAUAAACGACCGGUUUGAUCCUACUGUCAGUCUUGCCCAUGACAUGGCUGUUAUAAAGUUAAACGAACCGAUAAAUUUCACAGACUAUAUCAAACCUGUUGACUAUUAUGGUAGAAUGGGAAUGUUGUAUCCAGGUGCCGUUUUAACAGUUACAGGAUGGGGACAAGCGAGUGAUGCUGAUACUAAUUUAAUUAAUGACCUUCAAACAGUUGACGUUUCUAUUAUCCAGUCGAAAGAAUGUAGUAUUUACUAUGGUGACCAAAUCGUAGAUGGUAUGCUUUGUACAGUAGGCCUUACAAACAAUGAAGGAAUAUGUUUUGGAGACAUCGGUGGACCCCUGUUAUCUAGAGCUACCUCUGGAAAUGGAACUUCAGUAAUGGCUAUUUCUAGCUGGGUAAGUCAAAACGGCUGCGAAAGUGCUUAUCCAAAGGGAUAUACAAGAGUAGAUUGGUAUAAUAACUGGCUUACACAAACUUUAGAAAAUAACUAAUAAAACAUUAUUGUACAUGGAUUAAAUUAGACUUGAAACAAUAAAAAUAGAGCGAUAAA
Molecule: messenger RNA, 942 nt
Organism: Zophobas morio
Lineage: Eukaryota; Metazoa; Arthropoda; Insecta; Coleoptera; Tenebrionidae
Product: brachyurin-like
Exons: 6
Coding region: 50-883 (277 amino acids)
Biological process (GO): proteolysis
Molecular function (GO): serine-type endopeptidase activity
Source: RefSeq, a predicted model, not a curated record